AUGAUUGAGACUUGUUUGCAAGAUUGGGGAAUUGAGAAAUUUUUUACAAUCACUGUUGAUAAUGCAAGCUCUAAUGAUGUGGCUAUUGCUUAUCUUAAGAGGAAGUUGAUUGCUUGGGGUAGUGAUGGAUGUGUUCUAGAUGGAAGAUAUUUGCACUUCAGGUGUUGUGCACACAUUAUAAACUUGAUUGUUUGUGAGGGGUUGAGGGAAGUACAUGACUCCAUUGUGAAUAUCCGCAAUGCAAUCAAAUAUGUAAAAUCUUCUCCUGUUAGGAAUGAAAAACUAAAGGAGUGUGCGAGAAAAGAGAAGAUCGAUUGCAAGUCUAUUGUAUUUUUGGAUGUUUCAACUAGGUGGAAUUCAACCUAUUUGAUGUUGAAAACGGCAUUGAAAUUUGAGAAAGCUUUUGAUAAGUUAGAAGAAGAAGAUGUUCAAUAUUUGCAUUACUUUCGGGAAGACGAUGGUGGUAAAAAGAGAAGUGGACCUCCUUCAAAUUUAGAUUGUAAAAAUGGAUCUGUAUUUGUCAAGUUUCUUAAAAAAAAAUUGAUGUAA
Olea europaea var. sylvestris is the source of this 549-nucleotide messenger RNA. RefSeq names its product zinc finger BED domain-containing protein RICESLEEPER 2-like. The transcript has a single exon. Lineage: Eukaryota; Viridiplantae; Streptophyta; Magnoliopsida; Lamiales; Oleaceae. The coding region runs from base 1 to 549 and encodes 182 amino acids. The record is from RefSeq and is a predicted model, not a curated record.